AUGGCGAAGACAAAUAUUUGUGAGAGAGCUUUGAAAGUGGCACUUCUCUGUGUCAUUGCUUUAGCUUCUGCCAUUGCUGCAGACAACACCAUCUCCGACAGGUGGCAGCAUCCACCUCCUCCUCGUGGUGGAUCGUUUGGAUCUUUUUCUUCCGGACCCUAUCGUGGACCUCCAAGAUACGAGACUUCGCCACCGCCACCUCAUUAUGCUAUAAGCUCAUCUGGACCCUAUCGUGGACCUCCAAGAUAUGAGACUUCCCCGCCACCACCUCAUCAUGCUUUAAGUUCAUCUGGUCCCUAUCAUGGCCCUCCACUCUACGAGCGUUCACCGCCACCACCCCCACAUCCACGUCGUUUGAGGUCAUCGUAUGGAUCUUUUUAUUCGGGACCUUAUCACGGUCCUCCACUGUACGAAAUUCCACCUCCUCCACAUGCCGUAUGA
Molecule: messenger RNA, 441 nt
Organism: Sphenostylis stenocarpa
Lineage: Eukaryota; Viridiplantae; Streptophyta; Magnoliopsida; Fabales; Fabaceae
Source: the annotation of a GenBank genome assembly